Gambusia affinis (western mosquitofish) is the source of this 5540-nucleotide messenger RNA. RefSeq names its product RNA polymerase I subunit A (gene polr1a). The record is from RefSeq and is a predicted model, not a curated record. Gene Ontology annotation, molecular function: DNA binding; DNA-directed RNA polymerase activity. The coding region runs from base 97 to 5172 and encodes 1691 amino acids. Gene Ontology annotation, cellular component: RNA polymerase I complex. The transcript is spliced from 37 exons. Gene Ontology annotation, biological process: DNA-templated transcription. Lineage: Eukaryota; Metazoa; Chordata; Actinopteri; Cyprinodontiformes; Poeciliidae.
GUGCGUUAACAGGAGGAAAGUACGACUCGUGGGCUUCAAGCUCAGCGCCAUGAAUUUACAACUAUAAACACACAAAGUUUCAGCUAGUAUCCAAAAAUGUUGUUUUCCAAAGAAGUGCCAUGGCGGCGGCUGGAGGGCAUGUCGUUUGGCUUGUACUCAACCGAAGAAAUAAGGAAGUUGAGCGUGAAAACCAUCACAAACUCCAAGCUUCUGGACGCUGUUGGAAAUGUGGCCCAGAACAGUUUGUAUGACCUGGCUCUGGGGCCAACAGACAUCAAAGAGGUUUGUUCCACCUGCUGUCAGGAUUUCAACAACUGUCCAGGACACUUUGGACACAUAGAGCUGCCUCUACCAGUCUACAACCCACUGUUCUUUGAUAAACUCUACCUGUUGAUCCGCGGCUCGUGCCUGUUGUGUCACAUGUUGACGUGUCCCCGCGCCGGCGUCCACCUGCUGGUGAACCAGCUCCGGUUACUGGAGCGUGGAGCCAUGAAGGAGGUCCAUCUUGUGGAGAGAGUUCUUAAUCAGCACCUUGAAGAGAACCCCAAAGCCACAGGAGACGAAAUCGAGCAGGUGCUGAGGGAGUUCACCAGCACGGUCAUUGGAGCGAACGCCGAGGCCUCACAGAACUCCAAACCCAUUAAACAUCUGGUUGAGAUGAAGAGCAGCCUGAUAAACAACUUCUGGAAGGUCCAGUUGAACGCCAGGAAGUGUCCGUACUGCAGAGGUGGCAAGUCAACAGUGCGUCGCGAACACAACAGCAAGCUGAUCAUCACCAUGCCAACGGGAGGACAAACUGCUGAAAACACAGAAGAUCUUCUGACUGGAAAGAGAGUUUUCCUCACUGCCAGCACCGCCAGGGAGCACAUCAGUAAAGUCUGGGAGAAAGAAGGUUUCUUCCUGAAGUGUCUGUUUCCUGGUCUGGAGGAGAGCUCAGGCUCUGAGGGUCAGAAGGGUUUCUACCCGGACCUGUUCUUCCUGGAGCUGCUGGUGGUUCCACCCUGCAGGUAUCGCCCCAUCAAUCGCCUAGGCGACCAGAUGUUCACCAACGGCCAGACGGUCAACAUGCAGGCUGUGAUGAAGGACAGCGCCAUCAUCAGGAAGCUUCUGGCUCUCAUAGCAGGAGAGAAGCAAACUGAGGAGGAGGAGGAAGUGACGUUGGAGCCAGAGGAUCAGACGUUCCUGUCGGGAAUUAGCGGAGCGACGUUACCAGAUAAACUGUAUAACAUGUGGAUCCGCCUGCAGAGCCACGUCAACAUCGUCUUUGACAGUGACAUGGACAAACUAAUAACGGAUAAAUACCCCGGGAUCAGACAGAUCCUGGAGAAGAAGGAUGGAUUGUUCCGGAAGCACAUGAUGGGGAAGCGGGUGGACUACGCCGCCCGGUCCGUCAUCUGUCCCGACAUGUACAUCGGAACCAACGAGAUCGGGAUCCCCAUGGUGUUUGCCACCAAGCUGACCUACCCUCAGCCCGUCACGCCCUGGAACGUGAAGGAGCUCCGGCAGGCCGUCCUCAACGGGCCCAACGUCCACCCUGGCGCCUCCAUGGUGAUUAACGAGGACGGCAGGAAGACCAUCCUGUCGCCCACCAGCGCCGCGCAGAGGGAGGCGGUUGCCAAGGAACUGCUGACGCCCUGUCCCGGUCCCCAAAAGAUGCCCAUGAAGAUUGUGAAUCGACACGUGAAGAACGGAGACGUUCUGCUGCUCAACAGACAGCCCACCCUGCACAGACCCUCCAUACAAGCCCACUGCGCUCGCAUCUUACCUGGAGAGAAGGUCCUGCGGCUUCACUACGCCAACUGCAAGGCGUACAACGCCGACUUUGACGGCGACGAGAUGAACGCCCACUUCCCUCAGACCGAACUGGGCCGAGCCGAGGCCUACACGCUGGUCAGCACCAACCAGCAGUACCUCGUCCCCAAGGACGGUAAACCUUUAGCGGGCCUCAUCCAGGACCACAUGGUGUCAGGAACCAAGAUGACCAUCAGAGGCUGCUUCUUCACCAAGGACCAGUACACCGAGCUGGUGUACCGAGGGCUGACCGACAAGACGGGCCGGGUCAGGCUGAUGGCCCCCGCUGUCUUCAAACCUCAGCAGCUGUGGACCGGGAAGCAGGUCGUCUCCACUUUAUUGCUGAACAUCCUCCCAGACAAAGCCGUCCCACUUAACCUCACCGGCAAAGCCAAAAUCCCUGGCAAGGCUUGGAUCCAGCUCCCGCCUCGAUCUUCUCCGGGCUACAACCCGGAGAGUAUGUGUGAGUCACAGGUGGUGAUCCGUCAGGGCGAGCUGCUGGUCGGCGUUCUGGACAAAGCGCACUACGGCUCGUCGGCCUACGGGUUGGUCCACUGCUGCUACGAGCUGUACGGAGGGGAGACCAGCGGGAAGCUGCUCAGCUGCCUGGCUCGACUCUUCACCGCCUACCUGCAGCUCUACAGGGGCUUCACUCUGGGAGUGGAAGACAUUCUGGUGAAACCUGGAGCCAAUAUGCGGAGGAAACAAAUCAUCCAAGAGUCUCUGAAAAUCGGCACCAAGGCCCUGCAGGCUGCCUUCAACCUGCCUCCCAGCAUGACUCCGGCUGAAGCCGCCAGUCGGUGGCAGGACGCUCACCUCAACCCCGACCAGAGAGACUUCAGCAUGGCCGAUCACAAAUUCAAGGAAGUGGCCAACCAAGUGAACAACGACAUCAACAAGGUGUGUAUGCCGGUCGGACUGCACACCCCGUUCCCAGACAACAACCUCCAGCUCAUGGUGCAGUCUGGAGCUAAAGGCUCCACCGUCAACACCAUGCAGAUCUCCUGCCUGCUGGGUCAGAUUGAGCUGGAGGGCCGCAGGCCGCCCUUGAUGCCUUCAGGAAAGUUUCUGCCUUGCUUCCAGCCGUACGACCCGUCACCCGGCGCGGGGGGCUUCGUUUCUGGACGCUUCCUCACAGGAAUCAAGCCACAGGAGUUUUUCUUCCACUGCAUGGCUGGCAGAGAAGGACUGGUGGACACGGCUGUGAAAACGUCCCGAUCAGGAUAUCUGCAGAGAUGCAUCAUAAAGCACUUGGAGGGUCUGGUGGUGCAGUACGACCUGACCGUCAGGGACAGCGACGGCUCCGUGGUCCAGUUCCUGUACGGCGAGGAUGGGCUGGACAUCCCCAAGACCCAGUUCCUGCAGCCGAGGCAGUUCCCGUUCAUCGAGAACAACUACGAGGUCAUCAGGAGGUCACAGGACCUGGACAGCGUUCUGGCCCGUUUGGACCCUCACACUGCAGCCCGCCACUUCACAUCCAUCCAGCGUUGGAAAGCAAAGAGAGAGCUGGCGUGUCCUCGCAGAGGAGCCUUUCUACUGUUUUCCCAGAAGAAGUUAGCGAAGCUACGAGAGGCCAUGCCGUCAACUGAGCCGCUGCCCGCUCAAGAUCCUGCAGUGCUGCAGUUGGUGAAGGACUGGCACUCUCUGGACGAAGCCGGCAGAGCCAAAUACACCAGGCGGUCGUCCCGCUGCCCCGAGCCGACCCUGGGCCUGUUCAGGCCCGACGUCUGCUUCGGGUCGGUGUCGGAAAACUUCCAUGACAUCACCGAGAAGUACCUUCAGAACAGAGGCAACGCCACAGAGGACGGCAUGGAGACACAGAGGCUGCGGCAGCUGCUUCACUAUAAGUGGCAGCGCUCCCUGUGUGACCCAGGGGAAGCCGUGGGCCUGCUGGCAGCUCAGUCCAUAGGCGAGCCGUCCACCCAGAUGACCCUCAACACCUUCCACUUCGCGGGGAGAGGAGAGAUGAACGUCACUCUGGGAAUCCCCCGACUGAGGGAGAUCCUGAUGGUGGCCAGUUCCGGCAUUAAAACCCCCAUGAUGAGCGUCCCGGUGCUGAACAACAAGAAGGCUUUGAAGAGGGCCAAAACGCUGCGGAAACAGCUCACCAGAGUCUGCCUGGCUGAGGUGCUGCAGAAGGUGGACGUUGUCGAGACGCUUCGGAUCGAAGCUUAUCAAAGACUGCAAUCGUUUAAAGUCACCUUUCACUUCCUGCCUCCUGAGCGUUACCGUGACGACAAGCUGUUAACUCCCCAUCAGAUCCUCCACUACAUGGAGACGAGGUUUUUCCGUCUCCUCCUGGAAGCCAUUAAAAAGCGCUCAGCCAAGCUGGCCUCCAUCGCCGUGGAGACGAGGAAGGCCACCCCUGGAGAUAAAAACAUGGACGAGGAUGGAACCGCAGGGGCCCAGGACGGCGGUGGAGAAGAGGAGGAGGAAGGAGAGAUCGUUGAUGACCAGGGGGAUGAAGGAGAUGCUGACGCAUCAGACGCCAAGAGGAAAAGCAAACAGGCGGAGGAGGUAGACUAUGAAAGCGAAGACGAGGGCGAAGGCGGCGAUGCUGAAGAGGAUCAGGGCGAGGAGGAGAACAGCCAGGCAAACGCUGUGGAGGAGACCCAGCCUGAGUCAGCAGACACUGAAGAGCAGCAGCAACAUCAGCAGCAGCAGAAGAAGAAAGAAACGAGAGCAGGGCAAGGGGGAGAGGAGUCCUCGGUCCAGAUGAGGGUGAACUCGGUUCUGUCGUCUAACUCGGCCAUACAGAGAUACUCCUUCGAUCAGCAGGAAGAACUCUGGUGUGAGGUGGAGCUGGAAUUCCCUUUGAACAGGGUCCACUUCGACCUGACCUCGGUCCUGUCGACUCUGGCCCAGAACGCCGUCAUCAUGGAGACCCGAGGCCUGACGCGGUGCCUGCUGAGCGAGACCACAACCAAGUCUGGGGAAAAACAGACGGUUCUCAACACAGAGGGCAUCAACAUGCACGAAAUCUUUAAGUACAACGAUAUCCUGGACGUCAACAAACUGUACUCCAAUGAGGUACACGCCAUGGCCAGCACAUACGGGAUUGAAGUGGCUUUGAAAGUCAUAGAGAAGGAGAUCAAAGACGUCUUUGCAGUUUAUGGGAUUGAGGUUGACCCCAGGCAUCUGUCCUUGGUGGCAGACUACAUGUGUUUCGAAGGCGUCUACAAGCCGUUAAACCGACACGCCAUCAUGUCGAACUCUUCCCCUCUGCAGCAGAUGACCUUCGAGACCAGCUACAAGUUCCUCAAGCAGGCCACCAUGCUGGGGUCACAUGAUCAGCUGGUUUCUCCCUCAGCCUGCUUGGUUGUGGGGAAGGUGGUCAAAGGUGGGACGGGGCUGUUUGAACUGAAGCAGCCUCUGCAGUAGGACGAGCCGCUGGCAACUGUUGUUGACCUCAAUCCUGCAGCUGAAGCACCAUUUGUCUGGAAUGCAGACCGGAAUGUUAUGUUCAACAGGUUUUUACUUUACAAACCAAAUGUCCUGUUGGAAAAAGUUUGCUGUGGAGAUUAUUGUAACCCAUUAAAGCCUUUCAGGUUUUUACAGGAUAAUGUGUAUACCUAUAAGCAUAUAUUGUAUGAUACAGUAAAUAAGUAAAAAGUUCCUGUUCGAAACUUUUUAAACUGAGAUUUUACUGUCAUAAAUAACAGAAUUGUGUAGAAGGCAGCCUGCAUCUCCAUUGUUUUCUCUAUCUAAUGAUGUACAAAGUAACAAUAAAUCUUAAUUGUUUAGCGGUU